Histoplasma capsulatum G186AR is the source of this 1383-nucleotide messenger RNA. Its product is annotated as long-chain specific acyl-CoA dehydrogenase. The transcript has 9 exons. Gene Ontology annotation, molecular function: flavin adenine dinucleotide binding; oxidoreductase activity, acting on the CH-CH group of donors. The record is from RefSeq and is a predicted model, not a curated record. NCBI's taxonomy places the organism in Eukaryota, Fungi, Ascomycota, Eurotiomycetes, Onygenales, Ajellomycetaceae. Bases 1 to 1383 code for a protein of 460 amino acids.
AUGGAUCCCGGGAAACAGUUUGGUAGUGCUCUUCCAUGGGCUGAGCCGGCCUGGUACUCCGGUCGCCCUUCGCCAUAUUACAACGAAUCCCACUUCAAACUGCGCGAUGCUGUGCGCAAAUGGACGGAGGAGAACACCAUGGAUAAAACCGAAGAAUGGCGUGCACUCGGAAAGGUGCCGGACGACGUGUAUCAAAAAUGCGCCCGUGACGGGCUCCUGCUCCCGAUAGCCUUUGGCAAGUCAAUCCCGGAGGAAUUUGCACAUUACCCCAUCAUUGGCGGUAUCAAGGCCAAGGAGUGGAAUGGGUUCCAUGACUUUGUGUUGUGGGAUGAGCUGUGCCGUAGCGAGUCAAUUUCCAGUGUCUUUGUCGGGUUGACUGUGGGAGCGCCACCUAUCCGGCAAUUCGCGUCGAAGUGGUUGCAGAAGAAGAUUUUGCCGGAGAUCCUCAGCGGCCAGAAGAGGAUCUGUCUUGCUGUUACAGAGCCUUCUUGCGGAUCUGAUGUUAGGAACCUAGCAACGACAGCAGAGAAAUCUGCUUGCGGGAAGUAUUAUAUUGUCAAUGGAGAGAAGAAGAUAACUAACGUUGACUUCACUGGAUCACCAACGGCAUGUAUUCAGACUAUUUCAUGGCCAAUGACAGCAAUGGAAAGAAAUCCCAGCUUCCAACAAUCCCAGACGGCCGUCCGAACAGGUGGCCCUGGCGCGGAUGGUAUUUCCUUCCUCCUGAUCCCGCGCACCGAAGGCAUCCGGACGCGCAAAAUCGAAAUCGGCGCUGAUGGCCUCAGCGCCACCACGUAUAUCAUCUUCGAGGACGUCAAGGUCCCCGUGGAGUACCUCGUCGGCUCCGAGGGCCAAGGAUUCCGAUACGUCAUGAGUAACUUCAACCACGAACGUUUGUGGAUUGCGUUCCAGGCGCUUCGCAAUGCUCGCACCUGCCUGCAAGACGCAAUGGCGUGGGCUAUGAAGCGCGAGGCAUUUGACAUGAAGCUAAUCGACCAGCCGGUCGUGAGGUAUAAAUUCGGCUCGAUGGCUAAGGAGGUCGAGGCGCUGCAGGCGUGGACGGAGCAGAUCGUUUACGAGUUGGAUCAUAUGAGUUAUCAGGAUGGAAAUCGGCAGUUGGGCGGUGUUACAGCGUUGUUGAAGGUGAAAGGCGGGCAGAUGAACAAGUUCGUUGCGGACAACUGUGUCCAGAUUAUGGGAGGUUUUGAAACCGCUAGGCUUGGCCUCACGAAGACAGGGCAGGGUUCUCGUAUCGAGGCAAUUUCGCGCAGUACUCACUCAUUAAUCGUCCCUGGUGGAUCCGAAGACGUGCUCAUUGACUUGGGAGUGCGAGAGGCACUCAAGCUCUCAGCUGCUAAGGUGAAGAAAGGCGCAAAGAUGUAA